CCAAUGGCCACGCUGAUGAUGAUGAUGAUGAUGAUGAUCAUUGUGCUUGGAAUGGCGACGGCCACCACAGCAAGCACCAGCCGCGGUAUGCCCAGCUGGGUGAUGCCGGAAGACGGACGUCUGCUCCUGACUGCGUCCCCACCGGUGGAUGCUGUGGUUGCCAAAGAUGGUAGCGGGGAUCAUGACACCAUCAAUGCGGCUGUGGCGGCAGCACCGCCAGGGGAGGCUAGGUACAUCAUCUACAUCAAGGAAGGAUUGUACCAGGAGAAGGUUGAAGUGCUCCACCGGAGCAAUGUGAUGCUCAUCGGAGAUGGCGCUGCUCGAACAGUGAUUACCGGCAACGAAAGCAAUCGAACUCUAGGCACCCCAUGCACGGCCACAGUCAGCGCACAACGGGAAGGCAUCAUCAUUCGAGACAUGACCAUACAGAACACAGCGGGGCCGGAGGCAAAACAAGCCGUGGCCCUUCUGUCCAACUCCAACAAAUCCGUAUUUUACCGCUGCCAGAUCCUGGGUUUCCAGGACACCUUGCUAGCCGAGAACUUUCUGCAAUUUUACAAGGAAUGUGAAAUCGCGGGGACGGUGGACUUCAUCUGGGGGGCUGCAACCGCAGUGUUCCAAGAUUGUGCCCUUCUCGCGCGCCGCCCGGGCAUCAUGCAGCAGAAUGUGUUGACUGGCCAGGGAUGCAACGGAGUCGACAGUGCCUCGGCGUUCACGUUUCAAGGAUGCAACGUGACGACGCGCGAGGACCUCCGCGGCGUCGAGACGUAUCUCGGGCGCCCAUGGCAGCCGUAUGCCCGGGUAAUCUUCAUCCACUGCUACAUGGACGCCAUAGUGCACCCCUUAGGGUGGUUGUCCUGGGACAAUAAGAAGAUUAACGUCACUACUACCACGCGCACUGUCUUCUUCGCUGAGUUCGAGAACCAGGGUCCUGGAGCCGACGUGCGCGGGCGCGUCAACUGGGCUGGCUUCCACAACAUAAAAAAGGCGUCCAAGGCGGCCAAGUUUACUGUAAACAACUUCAUCGAUGGCCGCGCCUGGCUGCCGGAGACCGGCGUCCCGCUGAGGAUUGAUGCUGCUGCACCGAGGAGAACAGCCUGCCCAAAUUGCAUCAGUGCGUUGAGAAGGCUCUUAAGAGUUAUUCUGACAACCCAGCUGAGAAUGCUGAUUGCUCUCUGCAUUCCGAAAAUUUAUGCUACUUGUGCCCGUGUUUGUGGGCUGAUUGCUCUGUGCAUUCAGAAAAUUUAUGCAAUGUAUGUUUGUGCUUGCAGGCUUAGGAUUGGUGCUGCCACAGGAAGCAGAACACCGUGCCCAAAUCAAAUCAGUGCGUUCGAGAAGGCAGCCAGGAUAUGGCACAUCAUCAUCACCGAUGCAGUGGAGAAUGGGUUCAUCGUGCUAGGCAAGUUGGUCAGGAACACAUCAUUGGUGUACCUCAACAAGGUCACCGACGUCUGCGUUGCCGCCAUGCUCGAGUCCAUGGAGCCCUGGUGCAGCAUGAAGGACAGGCGAGCUAGCUGCUCCUUUAUUUCUUGA
Triticum dicoccoides is the source of this 1533-nucleotide messenger RNA. RefSeq names its product putative pectinesterase/pectinesterase inhibitor 38. The transcript is spliced from 6 exons. Gene Ontology annotation, biological process: cell wall modification. NCBI's taxonomy places the organism in Eukaryota, Viridiplantae, Streptophyta, Magnoliopsida, Poales, Poaceae. The record is from RefSeq and is a predicted model, not a curated record. Bases 4 to 1533 code for a protein of 509 amino acids. Gene Ontology annotation, molecular function: pectinesterase activity.